Verruconis gallopava is the source of this 1163-nucleotide messenger RNA. RefSeq lists its product as uncharacterized. Lineage: Eukaryota; Fungi; Ascomycota; Dothideomycetes; Venturiales; Sympoventuriaceae. The record is from RefSeq and is a predicted model, not a curated record. Bases 273 to 1019 code for a protein of 248 amino acids. The transcript is spliced from 2 exons.
CUUCCGCUUCCAGAACAUCCGAUAACUUGGUUCGUCCUGCAGCGCGGGUGCGGACACACUUCAGCAUCAUGCCGGAUUCGGCUUCUUGAGCUACGGACUUUAUGCCGUGCGAUUGGCUGGUGGUAGUCAACCGUUCGUAUAAUAACGAAAGGAUAUGUUGAAACUUGGAAAAAAAGAGACCAUCUAACUUCCUGUACACCUUCUUCAAGCCACAGCAUCAGGAAAAGAGUUUCAACCAGCUUUGAGCUACGGAUUACUACGAAUCGCACGCCAUGGUUGGUUUGAUGGCAAACAGAGCCCAAUUUGGGUUGAUCCUGCCCUCUACAAAUACAAGUGUUGAGGCCGAGUUCAAUGCCAUGUCUGUUCCCGGCGUCUCGUGGCACAGCGGUCGGAUCUUCGUAAAUAACCCCGAUCUCAGUUCUUCAGAAGCCAUGGAAGCUUUCCUGGUCGAUUUAAGGAAGGAGAUUCAGAGGGCCGUGGAAAGCGUAUGCCACGCAAAAGUCGACUAUCUCGUGAUGGGAAUGUCGGCAGAAACGUUCUGGGGGGGUGCCAACGGCGCGCAAGAGUUCAUCAAAUUCAUGUCCAAGUUGUCCAAUGGUCUUGGUGUGACCACUGGUGCCGACUCAUGCAAAGAAGUUAUGAAAGCAUAUGGCGCGAAGAGGAUAGGCAUCAUCACUCCAUACCAGCCCGUUGGCGAUCAACAGGUUAUCGACUUCUUCACACAAAUCGGCUGUGAAGUCGUCGCCCUACACGGCAUGAAGUGUGCAACGGCAACAUCGAUAUCGGAAGUGACGUCCGACGAGAUUAAGGCGGCUUUCCGCAAGGUCGACGGGCCCGACGUGGAUCUGCUUAUCCAGGCCGGAACAAAUCUUCUGGCAGCCAAAGCUGCUGCGGAAAUGGAGGUUGAGCUUGGAAAGCCCGUCAUCGCUAUCAACACUGCAACUGUGUGGCAUGCAUACAGAACAAAUGGCAUAAUGGAUAAGAUUAGUGGCUGGGGCUCACUGCUUGAGAAGCAUUAGACAAGAGUGUCGGGGUACAUCAAGAGACAGAUUAAAGCUAGCCUCAAGAAAGAUGGCUCCUCCCCAUGAAUAGUUUCGAAAGACUUCAAUACCAAAAUCUGAGUUUGUAUCAAUAGACGAGCUUAUGAAUUGUUGAUUUUUCAC